Messenger RNA from Talaromyces amestolkiae, 1020 nucleotides. RefSeq lists its product as uncharacterized. The record is from RefSeq and is a predicted model, not a curated record. Bases 1 to 1020 code for a protein of 339 amino acids. The transcript is spliced from 3 exons. NCBI's taxonomy places the organism in Eukaryota, Fungi, Ascomycota, Eurotiomycetes, Eurotiales, Trichocomaceae. Gene Ontology annotation, cellular component: cytoplasm. Gene Ontology annotation, biological process: quinolinate catabolic process; NAD+ biosynthetic process. Gene Ontology annotation, molecular function: nicotinate-nucleotide diphosphorylase (carboxylating) activity.
AUGGCAUCCACACACGGAAACCUGGGCCACCUCCUCCCCCUCAACUACAAACGACUCAUCUCAGAAUGGCUGGAAGAAGACUGUCCCAGUUUCGAUUAUGGCGGAUUCGUGGUUGGCGAAUCUGAGGGGGAAGCGAGAUUGUUGGGGAAAAGUGCUGGUGUGGUUGCAGGUGUUCCUUUUUUUAAUGAGGUGUUCUCCCAGCUGGGAUGCACAGUAGAAUGGCACGUCUCAGAAGGCGAAAGCAUCACCCCCAUCAAACAAUGCGCUACUGUCCGCGGCCCAGUGCGCAAAAUUCUGCUCGGUGAACGCGUAGCUUUGAACAUCCUCGCACGCUGUUCUGGUAUAGCCACCAAGUCCGUCCCUCCCCCCUACCGUCCCUUUCUCCCGUCAUUUGAAGCAUUGCUCAACGUAGAUAGGACAUCAUCUCUAGUUCAAACCCUCCGCUCCCACGGCUGGAAUGGCACUCUAGCCGGCACACGCAAAACGACCCCAGGGUUCCGACUAGUCGAGAAAUACGGCAUUCUCGUCGGCGGCGCAGACCCGCAUCGCCACGAUCUGAGUUCCAUGAUUAUGCUCAAGGACAAUCAUGUCUGGGCCUGCGCCAACAACUCUAGCAAUUCUGCUGCUGCUGGUGGCACAAAAGGGGUAACAGAAGAUGCAAUCGCAGCCGCGAUCCCCGCAGCCGUGCACGCCGCCAAAUCGGCCGGCGGGUUCUCGACAAAAGUCGAAGUCGAAGUGCGCAGCGUCGAAGAGGCGAAUGCCGCUAUUGGUGCGGGCGCGGAUGUGAUCAUGCUCGACAAUUUUACGUCCGAGGAAGUCAAGAAGGCGGCUACGCAACUCAAGACUGAGUGGGCAAGUAAGGGAAAGCCGAGAGGCACGUUUCUGGUUGAGGUUAGUGGUGGGUUGACGCCUGAUAAUGCGGCCGGGUUUGUGUGUGACGAUGUGGAUAUUCUGUCGACGAGUUCGAUUCAUCAGGGAACUGGGAUUGUAGAUUUUUCGUUGAAGGUUUCGCUGCGGUGA